Molecule: messenger RNA, 2502 nt
Organism: Prorocentrum cordatum
Lineage: Eukaryota; Dinophyceae; Prorocentrales; Prorocentraceae
Source: the annotation of a GenBank genome assembly
AUGUCUUUAGUGCCCAUGGCGGCCAUCAAGCUUCCCUUUCUCGUGAUCCUCCGUCUCCUUAUGCCAACUCGCGGUUGGGAGAGUCUGGCCGAUAACGUGGCGUCUGACGUGCAGUUGAUCCAGACUCGCGUCUACGAGCAGGGCUUCGACGUGCCAGCGCAUGGAUCGACUGAUUGUGUUGACAACGAUUCUGGCGCCGUCCAACUUGCAAAAGAUCAUGCGCGUGUGUCUGAUGUCAGUGGUUGUUCGGAUGUCGGUCCGUACUGUGCAGACGCGAACUUGUCGAGCCAAGUUCUUGCAGUGUGCUGUGCCACUUGCAGCGAGGGGCCCGAACCAGAGCCGGACCUGGUGCAUUGCCAAGAUCAUUCGGAUUGCCAGUCUUCGGAAUUUUGUCAUGAUGGUACGUGCGACAGCUGCAGCCAGUGCCAAUUCUGCUCCGAUGCUGCUUACGUCGACGAGUGUGGGCACUGCGGUCCAGGGUUCCCAUCGCAUGAGACGACUCCCUGUCACUCCCAUGAAUACGUGGUCACCAAGGGGUCGCUUACGGUGACACAUGAAUGGAAAAAUCUGUCAUCAGACGAGCAGCUGCUCUUUCUCGAAAAGAAGUUUGGCGAGCUCGACAAAGAUCAGUCUUCAACCCUGGACGUGGACGAGCUAGUGGGCGCCCUGAUCGGACAGGACCUCGUCGCGAUCGAAGCCGCCAAUGGCACACUCAACACCUCUUUUGACCAAGUGUUACUUCCCAGGGCUUCGGUGCAAGAGUUUGUGGAGAAGCACAGCGCCCAUGGCAGUGCGUUGUUGACCCUCGACGAGUGGCUCGCCACAACUCCUCAGCUGGCACAGCGAGCUGCCCACCCGAAGGCGUUGCGUGGGCCUUCGUGUACCUUCGAGAGUAUCUUCUCACUUCCCAGCACCUGCUCGGAAACACAAUGGGUAGAUAAUUGCGGGAACUCUUGCAAUAACGCUUGUACCAGUUGCCCGAGAUUGGCGCAUACGAAUUCGAGCGUUGUUGCGCGGGUUUCUGGAGAUUUGGGCUCAAUUGCGCGAACGUCUCAAGAGCUUGAGUUCUGGGGCGGGAGGCGUUGGCGUCGUUGGUGGAGCGUCGUCGAGGCUGUGGUAGAGACAGUCGUCGAUGUGGUCGUGUGCACUGUGAGCUGUGUCACCAACUGCGUGUGGUCGUGUUUCACCGAAGCGGUGGAGUACGUGUACGAGUGCGUGGUCGACACUGUCGUGAAUGUGCUCAUGAGCUUCGGAGAAUGUCUGUCAGCUGUCGUGAACGCCGUCAACGACGCGGUUGGUGACAUAUGCGGCUUCGAUCUCAUCCCCACAAGUUGUUCUGGCGUCUUGAAUUGCAUUUCGGAGGGGGUGAGCAACGCUCUCUCGUUCUUCGAGUGUGGAUUCUCGAUACUCUUGGAUAUACUCGAGAACAUGGUCAUGGCGAAUCUUCGCUGUCUGCCGAACAUCGCCGACGGCAUCAGGGCCGCUCUAUUCCCCCCCGAAGCGAUACUUGCUACUGCAGUUUUCGAGGCUUUGUGGAAUUUCGGCGAGAGGGUCGUGAACGGGAUCUACUCAGAAGCUGCGGCUGUGAACAUCGACUUCUGUUGGAACUCAGCCCCCACCGCCGAAUUUACUGACUGUGGUGCCUUCGAUUUCGUCAGCAGUAUGACUAUUUGGGACGUGCUUGACGUUUUCGGGAUGGCCCAACGUUUCGCGGAUACCGUGGCGAAGUUCACCAAUUGCCUCACGAAGACUACAAGCCUCCCAGGGCUUAGUUUCGGCAUCCCCACUCCUUUCCUGAAAGUUGAUUGGACAGGAGGCUCGUGGUGUGCGCCAAGCUUUGUCCAAACUGCGGCCAAAGGAGUUAUUGGCGUGUUCAGGUACAUAGCUUCAGGACGGAUGCUCGAUGACCUCAUCAUUGUAGGUGACAACCUCCUUACCAAUCUUCAGACGAGGCUGGAAGCAGUGUUCUGUGACGAAGGUGACUUACUUUACCAUCACAUUGGGCGUCGAACUCGCGUUCGGACAGGCAGUUCUUGGAAUCAAGGCUCAGGCUGGAUGCCUCAAUGGAAGAUUCGCGGCCAAGAUUGUCGGUUUUGCUACGGGCAAAAUUUCCAUCUUCGGGGCGCCGUACAAGCCGAAGUCAAAAGCUUCUGCGUUCUUCAGUAUCAAAUGUACGGCGGGGCCCUCCAGCACGGAGUGGUCGUACUGGGAGUCGUCUCUGACUGGCAAUUUGGGGUUCGAUAUUUUCGAGGGGUCGGUUUCUCUGCCCCUCUAUCCAACGCCGAAGUUCGGAGUUUGGCUAUUCGUUCAAGCUCCAACUCUGGGCACAACCUCGCCUGUCGGAGGGGGAGUUCAACAAGACAUCGCUGCUGCCGGCGCUGCGCCUCCUCUCUGGGGCUACGUCCGACCCCAGCUUCGGCGAAGACGUCAAGAGCAAGUUCCCAGACCCCAAGCCCAUCCUGGAGGGGGCUCGCAACGGCUCGCUCGAGAGGUCCAGCAUGA